Teleopsis dalmanni is the source of this 3400-nucleotide messenger RNA. Its product is annotated as fatty acyl-CoA reductase wat-like. The record is from RefSeq and is a predicted model, not a curated record. The transcript has 15 exons. NCBI's taxonomy places the organism in Eukaryota, Metazoa, Arthropoda, Insecta, Diptera, Diopsidae. Gene Ontology annotation, cellular component: peroxisome. Gene Ontology annotation, molecular function: alcohol-forming very long-chain fatty acyl-CoA reductase (NADP+) activity. Gene Ontology annotation, biological process: long-chain fatty-acyl-CoA metabolic process. Bases 463 to 3216 code for a protein of 917 amino acids.
GAAUUCAACGGAUUCAUUGUUUACGUCGCGACGUCGUCAUUAUUGCUGUUUUCGCUGUUAGUGCGGCUGUUAGUGCGGCUGCUAUGGCUACAGUGGCUACAGUGGCUACUGUGACUACUGUGGCUACAGUUACAGCUUUUGUUGUUGGAUUUUUCGUUAGUAGUUUUUGUGCUGCUUACGUUACUAUUGGCUUCUCUGCUUUUUGGUAGUAUAAAAAGAGCGCGUUUACGUUAUUUGGAAUUUUGUUGACGUUUUGUCGUGAAGAGGUUAAAACGAAAUACUUAAAAGCGUUCGCUUCGAGUUUUAACGGAGUUUUGUCGCGGAAACGGAAACAUUGCAAAUAGUUCUUGUUCUUUAACAAUUGCUGUAGUUUUUAUUCUGUCUCAUGAACAGAUAAUAAGAUAAUAUAUAUACAAAGUGAUUUUUAAAGCAGACAAUCUCAAAUACCACAAGUGCUGAGAAAUGGAAACUGAAAUACAAAAUUUUUACAAAAACAAAAAUGUUUUUUUAACUGGCGGCACAGGAUUUCUAGGAAAAGUUUAUUUGGAAAAAAUUUUACGUGCCACAGACGUCAACUAUGUUUACCUUUUGGUACGCCCAAAACGAGGCAAAAACAUAGAUGAACGCAUAAAUGACAUUUUAAAGGAUGAACUCUUUGAUCAACUUCACAAACUGAAACCGAACUCAGCGAAACGUGUGAAGCCCAUAUUUGGCGAUUGCUUGCUACCAAAUCUUGGCCUGAGCAGUGAUGAUUACAAAGAUCUUGUGGAGAAUGUGCACGUUGUGGUGCAUAGUGCAGCCACAGUACGUUUUAAUGAGCCGCUGAGCACCGCAUUGGCCAUAAACGUGCGUGCAACAGUGGACUUAAUAAAACUGGCGAAGAAAAUGCAAAAAUUAAAGGUUUUUGUUCACGUAUCUUCCGCAUUUGCUAACUGCUUCAAGACAGACAUAGAUGAGUGCUACUAUACAGAGCAUUUGAACAUCACUGCAGAAAAGUUAUGCACAUUGGUAGAUAUACUAGGUACGGAGACGGCCGAUCGUUUAGCUACAGAACUAUGCAAAGAUUUUCCAAAUACUUAUUGUUACACAAAAGCUCUCGCAGAAGAAGCUAUUCUUAGUCAAGGCAGUGAACUACCGAUUUGCAUAUUUCGGCCUGGUAUCGUUAUACCCUCUUGCAGUGAACCAGUGCCUGGUUGGAUAGAUACUUUAUAUGGACCUACUAGCAUUUUGUAUGGUGCAGCUUAUGGUGUACUACAUGUGCUUUAUGCGAAUAUUGAAGCAAAUGCUGGUGUGGUGCCAGUAGAUUAUUGUGCAAAUGCUAUGCUUUCUACGGCUUGGUAUACGGCUAAAUCUGUGAGACAAGAUGUUACUUCACCGCCUUCAAUAUACAAUUUAGUUCCGGACUCAGCAAAUCCAUUAAAAUGGAAAUCAUACAUGCGUUCUGUUGAAGAGCAUGGUACGAAAAUGCCUUUAACGAAUAUGAUUUGGUUUCCAUUUUUAAUUCAUACAAAUUCAAUUUUAUUCUACAAGAUAUUAUGCUUCUUCUAUCACACAAUACCAGGAUAUAUAUUUGAUCUGUUAUUAUUGGUACUUGGUAAAAAACGCAGAUUAGUAAAAACUUAUAAAAAAAUCCAUCAACAGAGACCCAUGUUUGAUUAUUUUGUGGAACGUAAUUUCAAUUUUUCGAUAACAAAUUCGAAGCAAUUGUGGAAGAACUUAACUCCGGAAGAUCAAAGCAUAUUUAAUUUCGAUAUGCUAUCGAUUAAUUGGUCAGAAUACUUUUAUAAUAGUUUAUGUGGUAUGAGAAGAUUUCUAGCAAAAGAAGAGCCCAGCACAAUUCCAAGGGGUUUGGAGCUCAAAAAACGUUUUCUAAUUCUCCAUCGCGCAGUACAACUAUUGGUUUAUGGUGGCGGUAGUCUAUUAUUCUAUUGGACCUCUAAAAAAUUAUAUUAUUCCAUAUUGGCAUGCGAUUGUAUUCAACCACAACUGGGAGUUAACAAAGAAGAUCGCAAAUUUCUUAUAGAGAAUGUAAAUAUUAUAUUACACUGUGCCGCCACAACACAUAUGAAUAACCCUCUAAAGAGUGCCUUACCCAUAAAUUUUGGUGCCACAGUGUCCCUUUUAAAGAUGGCGAAAGAAAUGCUAAUGUUGCAGUCAUUUGUGCAUGUUUCCUCGGCUUUUGCUAAUUGCCUUACGCAGCAUAUCGAAGAGCGUUUCUAUACUGAAGAUUUGGGCAUAAACACUUCCCAAAUUUCAGAAGACGAUAUAUUUAAUGAACAAUUUGUUAAUAAUUUAGAUAAAGAUUUUUGCAAGAAGUAUCCUAAUAGUUACACCUUCACAAAGGCUAUGGCAGAGGAUGCGGUUUUAAAAUGUGAAAACUUACCAGUAUGCAUUUGUCGGCCUGCAAUAGUAAGUUCUACAUGUAAAGAUCCAAUCAUUGGAUGGACUGAUAAUCACCAAGGACCUUUUGGAAUUUUGUUUUCAGUAGCUACUGGUUUACUACGUAUCAUGUACAUAAAUCAUGAUGUUAAUGCUGUUUUGGUUCCUGUUGAUUAUUGUGCAAAUCACAUACUUGUUUGUGCUUGGAGGACCUCAAACUUAAACACAAAUCUGACACCAUUAAUUUAUAAUUUCGCUACUGAUGAGCACAAUCCCAUCAGCUGGAAAAAUGCCAGCAAUCUUGUAGCUUUACAUGGCUCCAAAAUUCCAAUAAGUAAAACGAUAUGGUAUCCGUUUCUAAUUUUGUGCAAAUCGAAGAUAUAUUAUAAAGUAGCUAGACCAAUUGUGAAUACUUUACCGUAUCUGCUUGUCAAACUAUUCUUGGCUAUAACACGCAAUAAGACAAGAAUUAUCAACAUCUCUGUAGUAGAGAAACCUGUGAAAAAAGUAGAGUAUUUUGUAACACAUAACUGGAUUUUUACUAUGCACAAUACAAAGCGACUAUGGAACUCAUUGUCCACAGAAGAUCAGGAAUUGUUUAAUUUUGACAUGUUGUCACUCGAUUGGUCCGAAUACAUACGUACCAAUUUGUGGGGAAUGCGAAGAAUUGUAGCUAAAGAAGAACCGGAUACAAUCCCUAAGAGUAUUGAGCGUGUAAAAAGGUUACGGAUAUUACAUCACGUUUGCAAAUAUAUAUUUUUCGGUGGAGUCGUCGGUUUAUUAUAUCUUUUAUAUAAUUCAAUAAUGUUUAUUGCAAGAAGAAAAAUAAUUUCCUAAGAGGAAGUAACUUAUAGUUGUAUCUUUAUAUAGAUACUCGUAAUUCCAACAACAGGACAUUGAGGUCUCUCAAGCUCUGAAGUGGUUUCCAACAAUGAGUACAAUACAAAAUUGACAAAUAUUUCACAUAUUCUUAUUAUAUAAUUAUUAUAAAGUUUAUUUUAAAGUAAAUAUUUUCUGUAAC